AUGAUCACCAAAUACAUCUCCACCCAUAUCAUUCAUUAUGUCCCCAGUAUCGCCAAGCAAGUUGCUGUCGCUUCGCGCUCUCUUUUGUUCGUGACCACCGUCCCACACAUCAUUGUCGACGUCGGCCAUCGGUGUUACUGUUGGCAUCGUGAUGUCGGCGUCAGCAACUGCAAGAUUUGGAAGGGGACUUUGAGCUUGGAGGUUAGCACCGUUGACCUCUUUUGGGGCAGCAUGGGCACGCUCGGCUUUGCGUUUGGAAACCCUCUCUUCCCUUUCAGAAGCACUGGCAAACCAUCCACGAGCAUCACCCAAAGGAUCGUGGCAUUCCUCGUGGCCACUCAGGAUGGUAUCUCCCACGCGGUGGGUCGUCGAUACCUCCAGUGA
This is a messenger RNA of Fusarium graminearum PH-1, 384 nucleotides long. RefSeq lists its product as uncharacterized. The record is from RefSeq and is a predicted model, not a curated record. The transcript has 2 exons. Lineage: Eukaryota; Fungi; Ascomycota; Sordariomycetes; Hypocreales; Nectriaceae. The coding region runs from base 1 to 384 and encodes 127 amino acids.